This is a messenger RNA of Ilex paraguariensis (yerba mate), 1663 nucleotides long. NCBI's taxonomy places the organism in Eukaryota, Viridiplantae, Streptophyta, Magnoliopsida, Aquifoliales, Aquifoliaceae. The record is from the annotation of a GenBank genome assembly.
GUGUCAGAACACAAAACAAAGCAUUAGAAUCUACCUCUAUAGAGAGAGAGAGUUGUUCAUAGUUCAUACUUGUCCACCUGGGUCUUUAACAAGUUUUGAAAAUAGUUGGGCAGUGAUUUGGCUCAAAUCUCUCACUCUUUGAAUGUCUCUUCUGCUUUGUAUGUAUUUGCAGAGAGAUGCUCUUUUUCCAUGGACAAAUUUUAGGUAUAAACCAUCUUGUUGUGUUGCUGUUCAUAGUAGAAGACAACACUAGUACAUACAAACACAAGCCAUGGUAACAGAAGAAACAACGACACACACACAUUCCUCAAAAAUGGCUUCUUCUACACCUCCAAAACCAGCCCCAAAUCCAAUCAUUCUCACAUUUCUUUCUUUCCUUCUUUUUUCUUCUCUCACCCCUGUCCUGUCACUAUCCAUUAAGUCAGAUUCCGAUCAACGGCUGCCGGCAAACCAAACUUUCCGGCCAGGUCAGGAGUUGCAGAGGUUGAAGAGAAUAAGAGGGUACCUGAGGAAAAUCAACAAGUCUGCAGUCAAGACCAUUCAGAGUCCUGAUGGUGAUUUGAUAGAUUGUGUUCUAUCUCAUGUUCAACCAGCUUUUGAUCACCCCAAACUCAAAGGACAGAAGCCAUUGGAACCGCCAGAGAGGCCAAAAGGCCUAGACUCCACAAAUGAAAUGACAGAGAGCUUUCAGCUAUGGAGAGAUUCUGGAGAGUCAUGCCCAGAAGGAACUAUUCCAAUAAGAAGAACUACAGAGAAUGAUGUUCUAAGAGCUAGUUCAAUCAGAAGAUAUGGAAGAAAAAUUAGAAGAGGCGUACGCCAUGAUACAAUGAGCAGUGAUCAUGAGCAUGCAGUUGCUUUUGUCAAUGGAGAUCAGUACUAUGGAGCAAAGGCUAGCUUAAAUGUUUGGACACCUCGGGUAACAGAUCAAUAUGAAUUCAGCCUGUCACAAGUAUGGGUCAUCUCUGGCUCCUUUGGUGAUGAUCUUAAUACCAUUGAAGCUGGUUGGCAGGUUAGCCCAGCACUAUAUGGAGACAACUAUCCUAGGUUCUUUACUUAUUGGACAACGGAUGCAUACCAAGCCACUGGAUGCUACAACUUACUAUGCUCAGGUUUUGUCCAAACCAACAAUAAGAUAGCCAUUGGAGCAGCAAUAUCUCCAAGGUCUUCUUUCAAUGGCAGACAAUUUGACAUUGGCAUAAUGAUCUGGAAGGACCCAAAACAUGGACAUUGGUGGCUGGAAUUCGGAUCCGGGUUGCUAAUCGGGUACUGGCCAUCAUUCUUAUUCACCCAUUUACAGAGCCAUGCAAGCAUGGUUCAGUUUGGAGGAGAGAUAGUGAACUCAAGAUCAUUGGGAUAUCACACAUCAACACAAAUGGGCAGUGGUCAUUUUGCAGAUGAAGGGUUUCGAAAAGCAUCUUACUUCAGAAACUUACAGGUUGUUGAUUGGGACAAUAGCUUGAUUCCUCUCUCAAACCUUCAUCUCUUGGCUGAUCAUCCAAAUUGUUAUGACAUAAAAGCAGGUAGGAAUGGUGUAUGGGGAGAUUAUUUUUACUAUGGUGGUCCUGGAAGGAAUGCAAGGUGUUUAUAAAGAAAAUGGCGUAGUGUAGAGAGUAAUUUAUUUUUGUUUCCUCUUCUUUUACCUUUUUUUUUUUUUUUUUUUUUU